Molecule: messenger RNA, 2609 nt
Organism: Hibiscus syriacus
Lineage: Eukaryota; Viridiplantae; Streptophyta; Magnoliopsida; Malvales; Malvaceae
Product: formin-like protein 4
Exons: 2
Coding region: 49-2496 (815 amino acids)
Biological process (GO): actin nucleation; actin cytoskeleton organization
Molecular function (GO): actin filament binding
Source: RefSeq, a predicted model, not a curated record
CCAAAAUCUAAACAUUUAUUCUCUUCUGAUUUUUCGCACAGCUCUUUCAUGGCUGUCACGUUUCGGAUAUUGAUUCUUCUCCACCUCUUCCUUCUGUUCUUCAUCUCCGUCUUCCCUUUCUCUUCUUCCCAGGGUUCACCUCAAAACAUUGAAGUCUUCUACCCAACUCAAACUCCACCGCCAAUCGCACCCAUCCCUGAAGAAAGACCGCUGGACUCACCGCUUCCGCCGCCGCAGCCAUCGACGUCGUCAUCUUCGGGGAACGACAGCAAUCGUACUAUUGCGAAGGCAGUAGCUGCGACCGCAGGAAGCACGAUUGUUAUUGCCGCGGUAUUCUUCUUUUUGAUCAGAAGAUAUGUUCUUGCUCAGCGUGGAAGGGAGAGAGUUCGAGAUAGUUCCCAGCCGAGAGUGCCCCCAGAUGAGUUCGGUAGAGUUAAUGGGAAUAUAAAGGGCUUAAUCGUUGAUGAAAAUGGCUUGGAUGUUCUUUAUUGGAGGCAGCUUCAAAACGGAGGUACCAUAAAUGGUUUCCGCCGAGAGGUUUUGCAUGUUCCGAAAGAUGAAGAAGAAGAAGAAGGCGGUGGUAGAAUGGUUCGGAAAGGUAGUCGAAGCAAAAAGGUGGAGCCUGCAAGUGAAAUUCCUUUGCUUCGUGGGAAAUCUUCAACUUCCCAUGUUCCACCACCUGAAGAUGAAGAUUCGAGUGAAAAUAUGAGUCCUUUAACUCCUCCGCCGUCGUCUCAUGGAAUUGCUUUAAAAGCUGUUGAGAAAAGAGAAGCUCCGGUUCAAUCAAAAUUUGCCCCUCCAUCGUCAUCUCAAGGGAUUGUUUUAAAAGCUGUUGAGAAAAUAGAAGCUCCAGUUCAAUCAAAAUUUGCACCUCCACCGUCAAUGCCACCGCAGCCUCCACCUCCACCAAAUAGAACUACAGCAGCGCCACCGCCUCCUCCGCCACCGGUCCCAGCAAAAGGCCCUUCGCCGCCACCACCUCCACCUAAAAAACCGGGCGGUUCAGUUACGUCCUUUAAACCUCCUGCAGCGGCCAGAUAUAAGUCCGGUAGUGGUAAAUCAGGGGAGACUGGGGAGUCUUCUGGAGAUACCGAUAAUAGUCAGGUGAAAUUGAAGCCAUUGCAUUGGGAUAAGGUGAACAAGAAGAAUGCUGAUCAUUCCAUGGUAUGGGACAAAAUCAAUGGCGGAUCUUUCAAGGUUGAUGAUGAUCUUAUGGAAGCUUUAUUUGGAUAUGUGGCUACAAAUAAGAAAUCCCCUACCGGUGAAAAGAACACAAAGAGUGCUAACACUAGCUCACCGGCACAGAUCAUGAUUCUCGAUCCCCGAAAAUCACAGAACAUUGCGAUUGUGCUUAAAUCCUUAGCUCUAUCUCGUAAGGAACUGCUUGAUGCACUCAAUGAAGGCCAAGGUCUUGAGGUGGAUACUCUUGAAAAGCUCAUGAGAAUUUCCCCCACAGAAGAAGAACAGUCCCAAAUCCUUGAUUUCGAUGGUGAUCCGACGCGACUCGCCGAUGCCGAGUCGUUUUUGUUCCACAUUUUAAAAGCUCUUCCGUCGGCUUUCACACGCCUUACUGCUAUGCAGUUUAGAUCGAAUUACGACUUGGAAAUUCUCCACAUGAAGGAGUCUUUACAAACUCUAGAGUUAGGGUGCAAGGAGCUUCGCUCUCAAAGACUGUUUAUGAAACUCCUUGAAGCGAUACUGAAGGCCGGCAAUCGCAUGAAUGCCGGGACUGCCAGAGGCAAUGCUCAAGCUUUUAACCUUACGUCGCUGCUUAAGCUCUCCGAUGUUAAAAGCACCGACGGGAAGACUACUCUACUCCACUUUGUGGUCGAAGAAGUAGUCCGGUCAGAGGGAAAGAAAUGCUUUAUCAGCCGAAGUCACAGCUUGAGUCGGUGCGGCAGCAGCCGAAACAACAAUAACACCACUGGCAAUUUGACGGUAAAAGUGGACAGAGAGAAGGAAUAUGUAACACUCGGAUUACCAGUGGUAGGAGGCCUCAGUUCCGAGUUCACCAACGUGAAGAAAGCAGCCACAAUAGAUUUCAACACAUUUUCAGGCACUUGCUCGGCUCUUGCUGCUCGUGUAGCGGAAACCAAGCACCUUGUAUUGCAAUGUAUGGCUGAUGGAAAAGGGGGAUUCGUGCAAGAAAUGAAAGGGUUUGUCGACGACGCCGAAGAAGAACUGAAUGUGUUAAAAGAGGAGCAAAGAAGAGUGAUGGAUAACGUAAGAAGAACAACGGAGUACUAUCAAGCAGGGGCUUCAAAGGAUCAUUUCCAAGUAUUUGUCAUCGUUAAAGACUUCCUCGGUAUGGUUGAUCAGGCCUGUGUAGAAAUUGCAAGGAACCAACAAAGGAGGAAGUCAUCAAUUGCAAAUCAUGGACCACGAUCACCAAAUUCACAGGAGUCAAGAACCAAAAUGAGGUUCCCAGUGUUGCCACCAAAUUUCAUGUCAGAUAAGUCGAGGAGCAAUUCCAGCGAAUCGGAUGUAGAUUCAUGAACUCGAAGAGAUAUUGGUUGUCAAGGGCAAUGUACAUAAACCUCAUACGAAAGGUGUAGAUUCGGAACAACUAGAGGAAAUUGUUUUUAAAAUUCUUCCAUUUGUUUUGUACC